Messenger RNA from Dalotia coriaria, 3046 nucleotides. It is a transcript of the gene Rip11, whose product is annotated as Rab11 interacting protein. NCBI's taxonomy places the organism in Eukaryota, Metazoa, Arthropoda, Insecta, Coleoptera, Staphylinidae. The transcript has 7 exons. Bases 856 to 2319 code for a protein of 487 amino acids. Gene Ontology annotation, molecular function: small GTPase binding. The record is from RefSeq and is a predicted model, not a curated record. Gene Ontology annotation, cellular component: intracellular membrane-bounded organelle. Gene Ontology annotation, biological process: regulated exocytosis.
AGCUAUUGCGUGCGUAACCUUUGCGGUGGCAUUUCUGGUUUUAAUUUCCUAUCAAAUUCUAGUAGUCGUCGCAUGUGCCAGGUACUAAUAAGCACCCACAGAGUAAAUCUAGCGCGAGUUGGUCUAGUGGUCGGCCCAGGUAGGAGAGAAACGCAGAUCCCAGCGAAAACACUUCUCAUCAUUAUCGCGUAACGGCACCACGGCUCGGAACACUGCCGAGUGAGUGAACACUAAACAUCAGUUUUACCUGUACCUUCUGCGUGUUUAAAGCCGUGCUCCUCCACCUGUGCACUAGUUUGGACUUUAUAGGUGCUACCAACACAAGUCAAAAGAAGACUUUCGCAGAGAGUGACGUUAGACCAAAACGGUAAAGGUGGAUUAUUAGCAUACGCGAUAGACAUCCGCAUGUUUAAAGCUGUUAAAACAUUACAGCUCCCGCGAGUGUGGUGACAGACGUCAAGUGAAACACAAUGUGCAGUGCGUAUUUAUAGCGCGGCGAUCUCGCGAUUGCAAAAAUAUAUUGGCAGUGAAACGUGCGUUCCGUCGCUGGCGCAACACACGCAUCGCGCAUUCUUUGGGUAUCGUUGGGUGUGCGUUCUCAUCGCAUACGUGCAUUGGUAAUUAGUCGGUAGUUACAGGCCACAGGCCGCGGACGCCGUGACGUGUUGGCGCGAUUCGUGCUCGUCGCUGAAAACAAAAAAAGCGCAAAACGAAAACAAAUCUCGCCGAAAGAAGCCAACAAUCGACGUCAUCAAACAUCACAAUCAUCAUCACAAUACGUGAUAAGUGCGAAAUUUUCUCUACUAGAGAAACAAGUUGAAAAUUUUAACAAAGUGAAAUUUUGUGUUGGCCAAUAUGUGGAUGCCCACUCAUGUGCAGGUCACAGUUCAAAAGGCCGUCGAUCUCAUCACGAAAGGCAAAAACAACACCAACGAUUGCUUUGUGACGAUCGCGCUCGGCAAAACCAAGUAUCAGACAUCGGUGAAGAAGAAGUCCGAACCGAGUGUAGAAUGGCACGAAGAAUGCGAACUUCCGAUCCCGGAGCAAGGCAACACCGCCGAGAUAGUACUCACGGUACUCCAUCAAAACUUUAUGAAUGUGGAUGAGUUUCUAGGCAGGGCCAUCAUCCCCCUGAAUGGUUUGGACACCUAUGAAAGGCCUAAAAACAAAUGGUUUCCAUUGCAGGGUAAACCAGGUAAAUCGGAAAAACCCCGAGGUCGCCUGGAGGCUAAAAUAGCAUUCACAGUAAAAUCCGGAAGUCUCACUGACCUUUCAAAGAAAGAAAAACAUAAAUCUUCAAUUGGGUCACUCUCCCAUAUGGCCCAGACAGUUGGUGGAAGUCUCCUGAGUAUUGGAAGCGCAGAUAAACGCAAAGGUAUCAAAAAGAUCGCCAAAUCAAUCGGGUCUAAAAUGCAUCUCAGAGGAAAAAAGGGCCACAAAGACGAAGAUGCCAACUCUAUAGGCAGCGGUAGUCUUUCAAACCUUCGACGACAUGGCGUGCUAUUAGAUAAUACAAGCCACAGUAGACAGACCUAUGAAGAUGCAGACCCAGGAGUAGUUAGUGACGAAGACGAAGAUUUCUUGUUCGAUGACCUCUCACAUAAAUCAUCUGGCAGUUCCCUGAACACUUCCCAAGUCCCAAAAAUCACCGAAGAGUUUAUGGACAAACCAACCUUACCUCCCAGCAAACCCCCACGCAUGGAACCCAAACAAGACGAGUGGGAAAUGAAGCUAAACAAGAACAAAAACUCAUUAAAACCCAGCGCAGCCGCUGAAAACAUAAAUCGAAGAUCAUGGGAGUCACCAAAAUUAUCUGACAGAAUCGAGGAGGAAGAAGACCCGCAUGACCUAUCACAAAGUCUACAAGAGAUUCCAAUCGAGGAGAAUAUUCUAACGAGUAAAACUCCGAACAAAACUCCAGAGCUUCCACACAAGGAGAAAGAAAAGGAGAAGUUAAAGGAGAGCAUGUUUACAAAACUGCGGAAUUUGCGUAAAGAUAAGCACGAGGACAAGCACGAUAAGCACGAAAGAGUCAUCAUCGGCGGCGAAAGCGAACUUAUCAACUCGACCAGCUCGAACAAUCGCAUUUCUAAUGAACUUUUAUUGAAAUACGAAGGAAAAACACGCGAGGAUCUGAUAUUAUUACUAAACGACACCCAUUCUGACCUGGAACACAAUAAAAAGAAGCUCAAAGACCUAGAAGACUAUCUUGACGAACUCCUCCUGCGAGUGAUGGAGACACAGCCGAAGAUCCUCCAAAAUCCCUACGUAAAUUGCAAGCUGGCGCAUAAAAAAUGGCUAGAAAGCAACGAUGGUUAGUGACUAACAUAUAAUGUUUACGUAAACGAAGAAUCAAGAAGAUGUGCUUUGCGCUAUGCUAUCGUGGAAUAUUUGGAUGUUUUGUUUAUUAUUUUAACGACGAGUGACGCAUCAUCGUAAACGUUUCUGUGAUCCAACAAAUAUCUAUGGAGUAUAUCAACGAUAACGAUGAUCGAAAAAAAAUAUAUCACAAGCGAGAUUUAUCGCGCUACAGAUUGAAGAGAUAAUACUUUAUAUUAUUUAUAUUAAUGCAUAGAUUUUUAACUUUUAACGAAAUAUUUACACGUUGACGGUUGACGAAGCGGCUGAUUUACGACGUUUUGUUUUGUUCUGGUCUUCCCAGUCAUUCAGAAUAAGAUUUUCUUAGAAAAACGUGAAAGGAGAAGAGUGAGAGGCCUUAAAAUUAGAUUAGGAGUAUUUACACGGUCGUGAGAAGUAGUAAAAUGAGAAAGAAACAAGUUUGCCUUACGAGAAGUGACUUAAGUCAAAGCGGAGCAGUGUGCUAUCAUAAUCAUCACGGUUGUUUUCAUUUUAAGUGAAUGAACAUCACUGGUCUUAUAGAUCUAAAAGUGUCGUACUAUUUUUUUUUUAACUUUAAGUCUUACAUGGUAGCGAGGGAUAUUUUGUUAUCAAUUUACAUGCGUUUGUUAUUAUGUUAUCAUUUAUCAACUAAUGUCCAAAAUAAACCAAGUCUUUAAUAAACCUCUACAAAUUCAAAAACAAUAAA